AUGGCGGGAUUUUUAUAUUUCUUCCUCUGCUGGUUUGUUGGAUGGCUGGCUGGCUGGCUGGUCACCCUCGUUUGUUUCCAUUUGUUUUCAAUUAGACAUAGAUGGACUGACAAAAAAGCAAACAUUGAGGCAAAAAAGAACAAACAUAAUCUGAGUGGCGAUGUAGUGAAGUGGUUAAGAUGCCUGGCUCUGCUGUUGCAGCAGCCGGUUUCAAAUACCAGCCAUUUCUGCCUGAUAGACAUACUCACAAGUGUACAGUUAGUUGCACAGCGCAACAGUGUUGUGGCCAGCGUGUUAAAGAUACACGUGUGCACGUGCAUGUCAACAAAGUUUAACCUUCAGAACGCCAACGCCAUGGCCUCACAGACAUGGGCUUGCAGUUUGAAUAGAUUUAAACAUACAUUUGUCUCAUGUAGUGUCUCAUUCUUCAAAAUGUUUCUAUCCAGGACUCAUGAGCAAGUGCAAGGAGCUGAUGAUGAGUGUGUUGGUGUGGAAUGGGUGAAGGUGUGUGGAGUGGAGUGGAGGUGUGUGUGGAGUAGAGUGGAAGUGUGUGUGGGGUGGAGUGGAGGUGUGUGUGAAGUAGAGUGGAGGUGUGUGUGGGGUGAAGUGGAGACCACACCACACCACUUCAGACCACACUACACCACUUCAGACCACACCACACCACUUCAGACCACACCACACCACUUCAGACCACACCACAUCAGAACCCAAUCAAAAGUGGGGAUUUCGUUAGAUUCGAACCUGGACACUGCGUCAACAAUGCCAGGCACCUUAACCAUUUCCCCAUCGCGCCGUUUCAAUGAGUUGCACGUUCCCACACAUCCGUUGCAGCAGCAGUUGCAGCAACCAAGUUUUUCUCGUCAGCAACAGCAGCAACGACAUCAAGUUACGACGUACGUCACUAGACCACCAACUCUACCGCAAAAAUUUGUCUUUGAUGAGAAGUUCAAAAGGUUCUACAUGGUUUCAACAAAUGGUUUGUUUGCCUUGGACUCAAAUCUAAGAAUUGUGAAACAGAUCCCAACAAAUAAACUAACAUGCACAAACCUCAACAACAACAACAACAACAACCACAACAACAAAAUGAACACUGACGACGACGAUCACAUGGAGGGUGUGGACGACCACCACGAAAAGAUAUUGCUCAUCAGUCGGCAAACGAACGAGUUAAUUAUGUGUUGUCCAAUUAAUCAGCAACUCAUCUGUGAGGCUUGGUCACUUCCUAAUAUAUCAAGACAACAACAACAACAACAGCAGCAGAUGCAACAACAGGUGCUACAACAACAACAACAAACGCAGCAGCAGAAACAGCAGCAACAACAAUACAACAUCGCCUUCAUAGGGCCAGGCAUGCACGAACACACGAACGUCUUGCACACAGCGGGUUUCUACAAAACGUCCAAGAGAUUACUGGCCCCAACGUUCAGCAGUCUGAGUCUGUCCAACAACAACAGCCACGCAUCGAAGUUUUCCCUCUCCUACUCAGAUCCGGUUGGCGGUUAUUCGAAAAUUAAAUACAAGGAUGGACAUUAUCCAAGUGACGUCAUGAGUCACGUGACUGGUUUCUACCACGAUAGUUAUGUAUAUUACGUUAUGAAUUUGCCAUCAUCCUCAUCGUUACUGCCGACGUCAUCUCAAAAUUCUUUAAAAAAUAUCAGCUCAUUUGGUGCUUCAGUAACUCAAAUCGAUGCAUCCGUUCCUGUCUCUUCACCAUCAUCAUCGUCAUCAUCACUGACGUCAUCAUCGUCGUCGUCAGCACACACAACGUCUUCAACAUCGUCAACAAUAUCGUCAUCAAAAAUCGUUCAGAUAUGCCUGCGCAAGGGUCACUUCAACUCCCUAGUGGAGAUUCCGCUGACCUGUGCUGCAAAGAAUGUCCAUGAUGGUAAUGAACUUAGUGGUGGUGGUGGUGGUGGUGGUGCAACUGCAUCAAAUGCUGUCGUCAACAACGUCAAUUACAACAAAAUUAUUUCAGCUUUGCUAAUAAAACCAAAACAAAAAUUAGCUCAAAGUUUUGGCAUUUCUGAGAAAGAUGCCAUCCUCAUCGCUUCGUUUCAAGGAGUCAGUAACAACAAAGUCAACAACUUCAACACAAACAACAACAACAACAACAAAAACGACAACAAAAACGACAACAACGUCAGCAGCAACUUGGAAGGUAGCAGCCAAGCAAAGAACAAUUUGUUUUCAGCUCUAUGUUAUUAUCUGUUAUCUGAUGUGAGGAGGAAGGUGGUCGAGAAUGUGAACAACUGCUUGAGUGGCGCGCAAAAAAAUCAAGGCAUCUACACUGGCAACAGGAAGUGCAAAACAUCCGUGAGUCAGGCCAUUUGUUUUUUCUGUUGUUUUUUUUUUUUAUAA
Messenger RNA from Helobdella robusta, 2361 nucleotides. RefSeq lists its product as hypothetical. The record is from RefSeq and is a predicted model, not a curated record. Gene Ontology annotation, molecular function: protein binding. The transcript is spliced from 8 exons. Lineage: Eukaryota; Metazoa; Annelida; Clitellata; Rhynchobdellida; Glossiphoniidae. Bases 1 to 2361 code for a protein of 786 amino acids.